Messenger RNA from Diaporthe batatas, 1514 nucleotides. RefSeq lists its product as uncharacterized. Lineage: Eukaryota; Fungi; Ascomycota; Sordariomycetes; Diaporthales; Diaporthaceae. The record is from RefSeq and is a predicted model, not a curated record. Bases 255 to 938 code for a protein of 227 amino acids. The transcript has a single exon.
CAUUGUUCGCAAUAUUCCUGAUAUCGUGUGAGAAACGUAGACCAGGAUUCGUUUCACUGAAUUCACCUGCGGCAGGAGAGUCGCGUCACAUCAAGCAGAGCCAGUUUGCCUACCCACUUCCCAGGUCCUCCCAUACCAUACCAGGUCCAUAGCAGCACCGAGGCCCAAGACUACACGACAAAGCUUUUCCAGAAUUGCACAGGUUCCAGGAGACCUGUUUCAUCGCACAGUCUCGGCGCCGUGCAGCUAUAAAUAUGCCAGCAUCUCAUAUGAUAGAGCUACAUUUCCCUCUGCCGGCCUACCUAUCCCCGGACAUUGUUAUACAACACCUGCAGGCUUACGAGCCGCUCAUAACACCACAUCCGUACCUGUUACGGUACAACCGUCGGCCCGUAGAUGAAAAGGACGUCACAUCAGAUCCAUUCUUCACCCAAGACGGUGCCAGAAUCGAAUGCUACGAAGUCGUUGAGCGCGUCGUCAUCGUCCCCCUUUUUGGCCUGUACAAGGACAUCAAGAUCCCGGCCACCUUCCAGUCCAGCCCGGCCGGGGUGCGGUGCCGCGCGGAUGCGCAGGGCGGCGUGCACGUGUGGUCAACCUAUGAGGUUCAGCGGCGGGACCUCGGUGCUGAGUUUGAGCGGGCCGGCCGGGCGGGCUCAGACGGGGUCGCGAGGGACGACCUCCAUGACAUCGUGGACGGCGCGGGGCUCAGCUCCCCCGGUGCCGGGGAGUGGGAGCUGGUUGAGUACGCCAGGGUAGAGUGCAACGCGAUCGUUAAGCCGUUUGUCGUCAGGAGCUUCGAGUCAGCACACAGGGAUCUCUGUCAGAAGUUUAUCGAUGAGCUAAAGAGGAAGGCUGGCGAAGAGCAUAUUGCGCAGGCACAGACACAUGCCCAGCUGGUACCUGUCGUGACACCCGCUUCACAGGUUGUGGCUUCCUAGUCGAUUAAAGAUUGCCUAGGGAUUGGAAUGCUGGUGUAGUAAGGUAUAAGUGGUUUCGCUUCUAUUCCGUAUACGUCCGAGGACAUAUAUGGCGCCUUUAUACGGUGGUAAGCACUUAAGACCCAGCGCUUGGAAAGAAUAUGGUAUCAAUAACGAUAGUUAUAAUACAAUAGGUGCUUGUAGCCUCAGCCUUGUAAUGCACAGACAAGGCUAAGGGACACCGUUAUAGUAAGGUAUAAGAUGACAAUUAUUUCAGGUGUUUGGCAGGAAGGGAGCUCGGUUGUCAUUUAUACUGGCCAAGGCCCGAGCUUAGGGGAGGUACUUGUCACCUAUAUGCUAGUGGACAUCCGUAUACACGGCCAAUGGCAUAUGUUAUAUAUGAUAUAGGGUCCACUGAUACGUGCAUCUCACUGUGUGCUUCAAGCUGGGAAGCAGCAUCUCCUCGUUUAUGUCAGGUAGCGCGGGGAAAGAUCAGCUGGGUAAGUAGGCUCAGAGUUAUUUCGUCGCUAUCAUUAGGUCAUAUAUUGUCGCUGCUGAGAGAAACCCAACUGAAUUUAGUUAAAAUUAUGUUCUUAA